Cololabis saira (Pacific saury) is the source of this 2218-nucleotide messenger RNA. Its product is annotated as techylectin-5B. The coding region runs from base 241 to 1545 and encodes 434 amino acids. NCBI's taxonomy places the organism in Eukaryota, Metazoa, Chordata, Actinopteri, Beloniformes, Belonidae. The record is from RefSeq and is a predicted model, not a curated record. The transcript has 9 exons.
ACUAAGAUGUCUACACCGAGAGGGAAAGACAGAGUGAGAGAAAGCAACACAGGGAGAUACAGACAGGGAGAAGAGGAAAAUGGAAAUAACCCCGUUGGCCCAAUGUGAGCCAGGAAUGGGGUGGAAGAUGGUGUGUAGCUGGGGGAGAGCCAGCAGAGCCUCACAUGGCGAAGCACACACUCCCAUGUCCCAUGCCUGCCCUCACUGACAAGGCAGGGACAGACUCACCUCGUGGCAGCAAUGGCUUUCCUGACCUCAACCAACCCCCCCAGCCGGAGGAUGUGCUCUGCUCUCUGGUUUCUCAUCUUGUUGCUCCCGGAGGCCAAAGCGGACGAUGUGAACACUUUCACAGCACGCAUCGGUGGAGGUUCCCAGUGUGGCGAGUACACGAACCAGCUGAUGGAGGAUGGGACGUGUCGGCUGGUGGCCACUCUGCCUCAGAUGGACGAGCGGAGGUGUCCGGAUAUGUUUCGCUGCACAGAUGAGGUCUCCUACUGGCUGCACGAGAACGAGGAGAGGAAGCAGCAGAUCAUGACGCUGAAAGAAACCAUUUCUGAGCUGCAAGAGGAGCUGAGGAAUCACCGGCAUCGCAUCAAAGUCCUCGAGCUGCAGAGUGAAGAGAGGCUCCAUCUGAACAUCUCUCUGGAGCAGCGUUUCCAUGAACUGGAGGUGCACUAUGCGGAAGCCACCUCCUUGUUGCAUUUGCAGGGGACUCUGAUCCUGGACCUGCAGAACCAACUACAUAAUCUGACACUGUUAAUGGAUAAAGUGAAUGGAAGCCCCGCAUGUUCCAUCAAUAUCGUCCGACCCAAUCCUCUUCUGAACACUCAAGAAGCUCUGCACCCAGAGAUCCAUCACGUGGGGAACUGUCCCAUAGACUGCGCCUCUGUCUACUUCAACGGAGUGAGAAGAUCAGGGCUCUAUACUGUGAUGCCAUCCAUGGCUGGCAUGCCUGUGGAAGUUUACUGUGACAUGGACACAGAUGGUGGUGGCUGGACCGUGAUCCAGCGGCGAGUUGACGGCUCAGUGAGUUUUGACCGCAGCUGGAGGGACUACAGAGAUGGAUUCGGUGACUUACAUUCAGAAUUUUGGCUGGGCAACAACCACAUACACGACCUGAGCACUCAGGGAGACUACGUCCUCCGCAUCGACCUGGAGGACUGGAGCAUCCAGCACAAAUACGCCCUCUACCAGAGCUUCAGCGUGGAGGAUGAGGAGCAUCAGUACCGCCUUCACGUGUCAGGCUUCAGCGGUACAGUGCAGGACUCUUUCAGCUGGUAUCAUGACAAGCAGAGCUUCAGCACACCAGACAGUGGCAACAUCUGUGCUGAGAUCUCGCACGGCGGCUGGUGGUACAACCAGUGCUUCUAUGCCAACCUCAAUGGCGUCUACUACAGGGGAGGCCAUUACACGCCAAAAGGGAGGGGCCCGCUUGGUCCCGAUGGGAUCGUUUGGUACUCCUGGAAAGACUCGGAUUAUUACUCCCUACGCAAAGUCAGCAUGAUGAUCCGACCUCGGAGCUUCCAAACACAUCUGUCACCCUGAACUGCGGUCACCAGGACGACAGUCUGGAUGCAAGAACUUGCAUCUCUCGCUGCACAUGACAAGACUUCCUGUGUAGCAACUGGAGAAUCACGGUGCUGAGGAUUUCCAGUCAAUGACAAAAAGACAAGACUAUGCAUGUGGAACCUCUUUUGCUGUUUUCAAACUAUAAACAAAUGCAAAUGGACACUCGAAAUACGACAUAUUUUAUACUAUUUUUUUUUGUACUUUAGUUUGAUACUAUUUGUGACUUUUUGCAAACCAGCCAAGAAAAGGAAAUUGCAUGAUUUGGAUGAAGCAACCCACAGUUUGGGCAAGUUUCAAGCAAAAAUGAUGAAUCCCCAUCUCAUACUCUUUAUUUAUGACACGUGCGUUUCUUUCCGUCUAUGGUUACUCCUCUCAGUUGCAGUCUCUCUGAAGCUGAUCCAGCAAUGAAUAUACAGUAACUUAAGCUAUUGAAAUAAAAAGUUUUUAAGCUGGGAUUUAUGAGAAUGCACUUAUGUUUGAACCCAUGUAGGAUUUCAUUUAGGUCCACCUGGAAGGUGUCAUUCACUCAUGGAAAAAUAGGGCUCUUCAUGAUUUCUACAAAUCCAUCUUUUCUAUUUCCAGACUCUACUUGUAUCUUUAACAUGAAAACAAAAACGUGGGGAUUUGGUACACAAGCUGAUUUUUUUCA